CUGGAAGAAUGGAGUUAGGGGCCUGCAGGGUGAGGCAGGCCUUUGCCUCUUCGGGCAUGCGGUUGAUAGGGUUGCCAGCUCCAGGUUGCAUUUGAAAAGGAUGGUGUCUAUCUCCACACCAGUGCGAAGCGUCAUCCUGAUCAGGACUCUAUCAUACCAGGGGUUAUCCGCAUAAUUGAAAAGGGCUCAGACACUUUGUUACAAUGGACGCCUGUAGAGGAGACUUCAGAUGCUGCUCAGAUAACAUUUACCAAGAAGGAUAUGGUGGGCUGCCAAGCUGAUGAAGAAAUCUUUGAUCCAGGAUAUGAGCCGGACUGGGCUGUUAUCAGUACAGUGGGAACUCACUCACGGGUCCAGGAGGAAACAAAUGCUUCUGGGCCAAAGUCUCCAGUUCCACGUGGCCAGUGGGCGUUCACUCUCCACCUGUCUGAGCUGAAAUCCAUUCGUAAAAGUAAACCAGGUUUGGGCUGGUCAUACCUCAUCUUCAUUACCAAAGAUGGAGUCUCCAUUCAGGCCCUGCAUUUCCACCGUGGGGGCACCAAGGCCCUCCUCAAAGCUCUUUGCAAAUAUGUCAUCUUAGCCACCUCCCCUAAAGAUUCCCGGCUCUAUUUGGUUUAUACUCAUGACUCAUAUGCCCUCUCCCACUCUUUUGAUGAACUUCAGCUCUUUGAUGACAGUUCUUCCAACCUUGUUUCGCGAUUCUUGCAGGAUCCUUAUGCUGCCACCUUUGGGGGCUUCUCCAAAGUCACUAAUUUCUUCCGGGGGGCUCUGCACCACGAAGACGGGACCCCCCAGUUUGCCCCCGGUGACCCCAGCACUGGCAACGUUGAGGAUGAGACAGGCUUUGAAAUGAUCACCUGUCAGGCACGGCUGGGAGAGCGGCCAUCCGUCCAGCGGGAGACGGCGGUUACAGAGCAGGAGUGGGAACAACAUCUGGAUCCCGAUGGGCGUGUGCGGGACCCCACUGGACUGCGCAGAAGGAUCUUUGCAGGGGGCCUCAGCAUGCCAUUGCGCAAGGAGGCCUGGAAAUACCUGCUGGGAUAUUACGCCUGGGACAACAGCAGCGAGGAGAACAAAGCACAAGUGAGGCGGAAAACGGACGAGUAUUUCCGCAUGAAGCUACAGUGGAAGUCAGUCAGCGAGGAACAGGAGCGACGGAACUCCUUGCUGCGUGGCUACCGCAGUUUGAUUGAAAGGGACGUGAGCCGCACGGAUCGGAACAACAAGUUCUAUGAAGGCAGCGAAAAUCCGGGCCUUGUGCUCCUUAAUGAUGUGCUGAUGACCUAUUGCAUGUACAACUUUGACCUUGGAUACGUCCAAGGUAUGAGCGAUCUUCUCUCCCCAAUUCUUUACAUCACCCAAAACGAAGUGGACGCCUUCUGGUGCUUCUGUGGUUUCAUGGAGCUGGUGCACCGCAACUUCGAGGAAAGCCAGGAGUCCAUGAAGCGUCAGCUAGCCCAGCUGACCCUGCUGCUCCGAGUGCUCGAUCCCCCCCUCUGUGACUUCCUGGACUCAAAGGAGUCUGGCAGCUUGUGCUUCUGCUUCCGGUGGAUUUUGAUCUGGUUCAAGAGAGAAUUUGCCUUCUCUGAAAUUCUCCAGCUGUGGGAGGCACUCUGGACAGGAUUGCCUUGUCCCAACUUCCACCUUCUGGUGGCCUGUGGGAUUCUGGAUGCGGAGAGACAGGCUCUAAUGAACUCUGGCUUUGGCUUCAACGAGAUUCUUAAGCACAUCAAUGAGCUCACCAUGAAGAUGAGCGUAGAAGACAUCUUAUGCCGAGCCGAGGCCAUCUACCGACAGCUGGCAGCCACUCCGGACCUACCCCGCAACGUCCAGGAAUUGCUAGGCCUCUCCGAGGGCAAGUCUCCGUCCCCCAGCACUGACACGGCAAGCUCUCCGCAGCCGCUAUCCCCCAGCCAAGCCCAGGAGAUGGAGCUGACGGACAGUGUUUCCCCAAGCCAGCCUGACAGCAGCAUCGAAAUCUUGCCUACUGAGGAGGCGUCCACCUCUCAGAGUCUCUCUCCUUGAAGGAAAAAUUCUGUCGUCUCGGACCACCGCCCUCCUCCUUAACACAAGCACUUUAACCAGAGCAGGGUGAGGGUUAAGACUGAGGUGAAGGGCAGGGGAGGGUUUAGGGGCUUGGGGUUGUCCCCUGCAGGUCACUUGGCUGCAGGCACAUCAGCUCUCCAAAGGUACUUGGAGCCACGGGAGUAGCUGUGUCCUCCUAGAGUUCCCUGAGAGGGGAGGUUGAUCUCAAAGGCGCCAGGGCUUGGAGCACAUUAUGUGCCUUCCCUGUAAUGCACAGGGGCUAUAGCCAUUCCUCUCAGCAGGCACACAGGCUUGGUAGAGUUCACUUUCCUGGAGUUAGAAGGGACUAAGUUAAUGCUGCUGUGUUCCUUGACUUCUGGGGUAGGUUAGCUCAAUCCUCUUAGCUUCUCCCUCUUACUUCAAACACUAUUUUUGUGUGAAGCUAAAUCCUACAUGGCCUCUUGGGAGAGAAGGGCCUCACUUCACACUUCAAAUUGCACACAUAGUUAAGUUACGCUCCUUUGGUGAUCUCUCCGCAUCUCUCUCAAUGCUCUUCCACGUUGGCCUACCGAACAUCAGUCUGAUGGCAAUUAUUUUUAAUUUCACAUUGCUGAUGAAGCCUCUGUGGUUACCCAUGGAGGUAAAGAAACUUAAGCUUGGGUUAAAGGGAAUUGAUUGAAGGAGGUUGGAGCAACUAAACUGGAAACGGGGAUUCAUGAGCCUGAGGCUGGUUAGUUGAAGGAGAUGAGGUUCACAGAGAGAGAGAGAGAGAGAGAGAGAGGGAAAGGGUGCCAGGGGAUCGCAACAAUGGAGGCAGAAAGCCAGAGUUCUUUGAUUUCCACUGGCAUUACUCAUCAGGUUGUGCGCUUACAGCUGGAGGAUCAUGUGGCUCUGAACGGACAUGUAGCUCCAUUCUUAUGUGCCUCUCUGGCAUAGCAGGUGUGUGGAUCAGCUCCUUCGGCCGACUCCUUGUGCCUGCCCAUGUGCUCUUAUGGCCCUACUCUGCUCUGUUGAACAGCAUCCUUCUCAGCCCUCACCUUGGUUUCUUUGUUUCCUUUGUAUCGUGCAUUAAAAAUGUAGUGUCA
Messenger RNA from Eublepharis macularius, 3110 nucleotides. It is a transcript of the gene TBC1D17, whose product is annotated as TBC1 domain family member 17. The coding region runs from base 262 to 2025 and encodes 587 amino acids. The record is from RefSeq and is a predicted model, not a curated record. Gene Ontology annotation, biological process: activation of GTPase activity. Lineage: Eukaryota; Metazoa; Chordata; Lepidosauria; Squamata; Eublepharidae. Gene Ontology annotation, molecular function: GTPase activator activity. The transcript is spliced from 17 exons.